This is a messenger RNA of Epinephelus moara (kelp grouper), 1996 nucleotides long. Its product is annotated as G-protein-signaling modulator 1. The transcript is spliced from 5 exons. Bases 380 to 1459 code for a protein of 359 amino acids. Lineage: Eukaryota; Metazoa; Chordata; Actinopteri; Perciformes; Serranidae. Gene Ontology annotation, molecular function: protein binding; GTPase regulator activity. The record is from RefSeq and is a predicted model, not a curated record. Gene Ontology annotation, biological process: regulation of inflammatory response.
CUUUAAGUUCAUCUCAAAUCAUGGAAAGCUUUGCUACGGACUAUAAACCAAAAUGCAUGGCCGGGAUUCCUUCUGCUUUUAACGGCAAUAUCUCACAAUAGCAUGGCCUGUCAGAUGCGGGCCAAAUAAAUAAGGGUGGGCUGUGGUAAGAGGAACAGGAAGAGAGCAGACGACAGAGAGAAGGUAGCAAGGCAGACAGAAGGGCGAGUGCUUGUCACGUCAGCAUGUGAAACUCUUCAUAGCAGGGGGUUUUUUUCGUCAUAAAGAUAUUGACAAGACAAGUGACAAGCCAAAAAAUGCUGUGCUCCGUCUGUGACUUCAAAAGAUGAUGCUUUGAAGAGACAAGGACAAAAAAAUCAAGGGAUUGACAGUAGGAUUAAUGGACUGCACAGAGAUCAAAGUUGAAAUGGCUGAAGAAGGGCUGCUGGAGAGUCUUGUCAUCACCGAAGAGGGAGACAUAACCGAGAGUGUCGCUGACAAAGGGGCAGAGAGCAGUUCACUCACCGCACAGAGCUGCAGCAGAGAGUCGGGUCGGAAAGAGGAAGAGGAACACACAGGGGAGGACGAGAAUGAAGAAGAUAUAGUGAGUAAAAUGUGUUUAGAGGAGCAGAGCAAGGAGAAACAACAAGCCAACGCAGAGGAUGAUCAGAUAGCAGAGGCUAUUGUGACUGAAGAGGACAAAGCAGAGAAAACUGAGAAUGAUGGACAAAACAGAGGUGAUAGUGAAAGAGAAGAGCACACACAUGAGGUAAUGGGGAUUAAUGAAAAACCCGAGACACCCAGUGACACAGAGAAUGAAAAGAUUUCACAAGAUGAUCCUCAAGUGGAUGUAAAGAGGUUAAUUUCCUCUGAGCAACAACCUGAAGGGACAGAAAACCAAGAAGAGGAUCCAAAAAAGGCUCACCGGUUAACCCCUGACUUCCCGGAGGCGCUCUACGAGCUGCUCUGCACCCUCCAGGAGGGGAGACGGCUCAAUGACCAACGCUGCUCCUUCAGGAUGGAGAGUGGAAUGAGGAGGAGGAGGUGCCACUCUGAGCCCAACACCACCAAGCCAGCCAACAGAGUGGUCUUUUCCUCCAUGACUUCACUGCAGAGAGAGGAGUUCUUUGAGCUGGUGGCCACCGCUCAAGCUCGCCGACUGGAUGACCAGAGGGCGCAGCUCGAAAAGUCCCAACCGGCAAAAAUAAAAGCCAGAGGUUUCAGAGGCAGCAUAAAGCAGCUCUCUUUUGUGAAGAGGCCUGCGCCUGCCCCUGCGCCUGCACCAGUUCCUGUGCCUGUGCCAAAAGAGGAUCUGUAUAACAUGAUUCUGACAACACAAGCCCAGGGCAGACUGGAGGAUCAGCGCAGCAGGGCUCCUGGUCCCAUGGACGAUGAGGACUUCUUCUCCCUGCUCCUGAGGGUCCAGGGGGGACGCAUGGACGAGCAGAGGACUGAAUUACCAUGCAUGCUGCAAACCUGAGAUGGAAAACAAAAAAACUGUGCAGUGAGAGCCAUCCAGUAUUGUAGCUUUCUUAUUUUUGUUAAAACAGGAUGCUUUUUGUUGUUGACUUUAAUGAUGCUUUAUUUAAGGGAAUUGUUGUCCUUCCUGAUAGUGUUGGUCGGUUUUCAAGCUCUUCAGAUUGUAGCAAAGAAAACGCUAAUGUUUGUGCAACAGAGCUUUUAAUGUGACUUGAGGGACGUUCCUGAUGAGAUUGUAAAGUUUACUGCUAGUUAGCGUUUUAUUUCUUUCCUAGUAAACAGGAUCAGUAGAUAUGCUUUCUUAUCUUGGCAAAGUUCUUAUUUUAUUGAGUGUCUGCGAUGAGUGGUUGAAUGAUUUUGUGUGUGUUCCAUAAUGAGGAGGAGGCCGUCUACUGAUCUCUAUUGUUUCUCCUUAUUUGUACAGUAGACAGUAAACACACCAGGAAUGUUGUCAAGGAGAUAAGAGCUCCAAAGCCACACAGGGUUUGACUGUAUAUGGAUAAAUCUCCUCUAUAAAAUAAACUAAGUGUGUAUCUGA